CCGACUCAUACGAACGAUUCACCGCGCUGUGUUUGGUCCAGCCCAGCCAGUACUGUGGAGUUUAUUUGUUAAAUUUUCGACAUUUCCCUAAAAUCUAUAGUACCUGCACUUUGGACUUUUAGUCACAGGGAAGUUUGGCCUUUAUCACCUGUGAUCACCUCCGUCUGCAUCAUGUCUCUGACAGUGUCUCAGGGAGAGGGUUUGACGGUCAUCACCGUCUCCUCAAACCCAAAGAGCAAAUGGCCCGUACUGUGUCAGAUCCUGAAACUUCUGUGCUGCAGUCCAGUGUGUUCUGUAUCUCAGAAUAUGAAAGGAAAGCUGACGAACAUCCACACAGCUCUCGGGACUACACAGAUAAUAGUAGGAGUCAUCAAUAUUGUGUUGGGGAUUUUGCUUCAAAGCGUUUGGAUAUGGAACACCAUUUCUGAAAGUGGGGCUGGUUUUUGGAUCGGUGGUGUGGUCCUUGUGGCUGGAAUCGUGACUAUUCUCGGAGCUAAGUUUCCCAGUCCUUGUCUGCUGGUUAUUGCAAUGCUUUUUAACAUCGUCAGUGGUGCACUGGCUAUCACAGCUGUUGUGCUGUAUUCAGUGGACUUGGCUGAGGGAAAUAAUCCAUACUGCGCGACCGAUGAUUAUUAUACGAAUUACGGUACCUAUGUAACGUCUUCCCCUGAAAAGACGAGGAGACUGGAGAUCUGCAUGCAGUACAAAUAUCUAGUUCAGAUGAUCGUCGGAGGACUGGAUAUCAUGAUGUUGGUGUUGUCGGUCCUUCUACUCUGUGUGAACAUUAGUGUCUGUGUUUUGACUGGGAAAGCUUUGUGCAAGAAGGAUGAAGAUGCAAAGUCGGUGGAGGAUCCAGAACUUCACAAGCCGCUCCUGGAAGACGCCAUUGUCGCUCCUGCAUGUUAGAGAGAGAGAACAUACAAAGCCACAAAUAUAUACAGCAAAUGCACCGCCUGUCAAUAUAGUACUCAGAUUACUUAAAGCAGAUUAUACAUUGAUGCAUGAUUAUUCUUACAAGGUGUUCUUCUUAAACGUUUUGCUACUAAUGCAUGCUUUUUGAAAUAAAUGACAUGAGAACUUUGGCAUCAUCCGUUUUUAUAUAUACUGUUUUGUUCCUUUUGUAUUAAGUUUCAAAUAAUUAAAAUGUAAAAUAUAAAAUAAAAAGUUUAAAUCAA
Molecule: messenger RNA, 1175 nt
Organism: Pimephales promelas (fathead minnow)
Lineage: Eukaryota; Metazoa; Chordata; Actinopteri; Cypriniformes; Leuciscidae
Product: transmembrane protein 176A
Cellular component (GO): membrane
Source: RefSeq, a predicted model, not a curated record